AUGUCCUUCAAUGCAGUUGCGGGCUAUCUCGGCGACCUUGCCCGCGGCAAGCGUGAGGGUGACGGCGAGCCGGCCAAGUCUGACUGGGAAGACUUGCAGGCCAAGAGCCGCACUGACGCCGAGCGCAUGGAGGCGUUGGGACGCCUCCUGCAGGAGGAGUCCGUGGAGGGACCCCAGGAACCUCAGGGACCCCAGCAACGCCAGGGCACGACAGCUUGUGACUUCCGCGGUGCCGAUUUCGGUUGCUUGUUUUGCAGGAUGUGGGUCAGCCAGUCUGACGGAUGGACGCUGCGAAGCCUUGCAAGGCUUGGCCCGACCGACCUUCAGGCCGCGAGUGAAAAGGAGGAGGAGCACCCGUGCGUUGGUGUUGCCAAAGAAGCCAGUCAAUCUUGUGUUUGCUCUGGAAACUUGGCUCGAGGGUACUCAUCAACACUGACACAACAACAGCUCGCAAUGGUUGCCCGAUGGGUCUAG
Molecule: messenger RNA, 474 nt
Organism: Effrenium voratum
Lineage: Eukaryota; Dinophyceae; Suessiales; Symbiodiniaceae
Source: the annotation of a GenBank genome assembly